Trachemys scripta elegans is the source of this 2560-nucleotide messenger RNA. Its product is annotated as tetraspanin-36-like. Gene Ontology annotation, cellular component: membrane. The record is from RefSeq and is a predicted model, not a curated record. The transcript has 7 exons. NCBI's taxonomy places the organism in Eukaryota, Metazoa, Chordata, Testudines, Emydidae. Bases 247 to 993 code for a protein of 248 amino acids. Gene Ontology annotation, biological process: regulation of vascular endothelial growth factor signaling pathway; protein maturation; protein localization to plasma membrane.
GACUACAUACAGUAAUAAAGAGAACACUACAGUAAGAUGUUGUUUUGCUCUGUACACUAAGGAGCAUGUGACCGGUCCAGCGAGUUGCAAAUCAUGUGAUAGCUGAGCAGGCCUGGCUCAGACAAGAAGCUGAGAGGCGUGGGAGGGAAGCGCACAGAAAUCUGCCACACACAGACUCGGCUGAAUAGGCAGCAGAAGCCACCAGAUCUUUCUACACAAAGCUCGACUGCCAGGCCAGCAGGAAACAUGGACUGUGGCGUGAUCACCUCCAAGACAGUGCUGCUGCUGCUCAGCCUCAUCUUUUGGGCUGCAGCAGCUGGUCUUGGCUACGUUGGGGGAUAUGUUAUUAACACCUACAAGAAUUAUGACAGCUUCGUGCAGGACAAGUACACCAUGCUGCCAGCAGUGAUCAUCAUUUGUGUUGCUGUAGUGAUGUUUAUCAUUGGGCUGAUCGGCUGCUGUGCCACUAUCCGGGAGUCACGUGUUGGGCUGGGACUUUUCCUGGUCAUUAUCCUGAUUAUCUUUAUUGCAGAAGUGACAGCUUUUGUUAUGGGAUUCAUUUACAGAGAAAAGGUAAAAACAGAUGUGCAAGGCACAAUGCAUACAGUCUUCCAGAAAUAUGACGGGAAAAGUCCGGAGUCUGGUGUUGUGGAUUACUUGCAAGAACAGCUUCGAUGUUGUGGAGUAACUAACUAUACCGACUGGACAGCCACCCAGUGGUUUAAUACCACUGGCAAUAACAGUGUUCCUCUGAGCUGCUGCAAACAAGACAUUAAGAACUGCACAGGACAUCUGAAUGAGCCACAGGAUCUCAAUACAAAGGGCUGUGCGGAGAAAGUGGAAAAUGGGCUACAGGCUGUAUUGAGCUAUGCUAUGCUUGUGAUCCUAGGAUUUGCCAUCAUAAAGUUCUUUGGAAUGCUGAGUGUCUGUGUGCUCACAUGCAAGAGGGAAGACAAUGGCUACCAACCCCUGUACUCAGGGGUAUUUGCUUGAUAAGACGAUGGAAAGAUAAUUUUUCAUCUGCUUCUUCGUGAUAAAACGGAUUUGUAUAGAUGCCCCAAAUGGACAAUGUAUUACCCCUUUGUUAAAUACUGUAUUUUAUUUACUUGAGCAGAAAGAACACUGUUAAGAUUUGGAAAGGUUUUAAGUGUAUCCUGUGAAAUGACAGCUUCAGUGUGCAGUGUCCCUUGGUAACAACCUGAUUUCAUGUACCUUAACUUUCUUUAGGGCUGUUUCACACUCACAUGUGUGACAUUCCCUAAAACGACAGCAGAUGGUGUGAUAGACUCCAAAAAGAAACCCUACUUCUUGCAAGUUUUGCAUUUGUCAGACCUAUUUGUAACCUGAAACUCAUAGAAGACAUUGUUUUUAAUCAAUUAAACUGAUAAUGCAGCCAUGGUGCAUUCUAGACUCUCUUCAAUAUUUCCAACAAGAAAUCAGUCCCAUGACAAAUGUUCAAGCAGCAAAAGAAAUCUGUAAACAGAAGGUUUGAAUAUUCCUGUUUAUAAGCAUUAUUAUUCAAGGGUACAUUUCACUGUUGCUGACAUGUUUUUUUCUCUCCAAUUUGUAACUGCUGUAAUUCAGUUUGCUUUAAAGACGAGCAUGAAUCAUAUCCUCAGACCAAGACACCCCUGAACUUUGGGCAAAUUUAAAAUCCAGAUCUGAGGUUUGCAGCUGUCUCUUUUGUCUACCAAUGGGAUGAAUCGACCCCUCAGAUCUGAGUAUCUCCAAACUCUGGGGAAGUCUGAAUUAGAAGUUUAUCACUUUGGCCAAUCUCUGGUUCUUUUAAUUUAAAAUCAAGAAUUUCUGAGGCAAGGCACUUAAUUUUUCCCAUUUUGAUACCAAGUUCUAAAAUGUUAUCUGUACUGAUGUUUUUAUAUUUGUCUCUCUUACAAUUAAUUUUGAAGUCAGUGGGACUAUUUACAUGAAGGCUGCAGGAUUGGUCCCACUGGAAAUAUGAGGUUUGGGGAUUUGUUAGAGUUCUCAUUUAAAGUGGUGGCCUAAUGGAAGUGGCUGCACAGAGGAUUUCUUACUGUUAGAUUACACGUUUUCUUCACGCUUCUCUGGGUGACUGAACAAUUUCAAGAACCUAUUACAUUAUGGCAAACAAUGCUGUAUAGUACUCUUUUUGAGUCAUUAGGAUUUUUUGUUGUUUUGUUUUUUUGAAGGUCUGCUGAAUGUGAUCACCUUUUGGGUCACAUAGAGCAACAAAAAUCCCUCUUAACAGCUUUAAAUGUCAACCUUGAAAUUAUUCCGUUCCUUGUGUUUCUUUUCUUUUUAAACCAGGGUGAGGGAUUAGUCUGGCUGAUACAGACUGUUAGAAAAGAAACAGCAGAAAUCCUCUUGAGACAGGCAAACAUUUGCUAUAGGAAUAGAAUAGUGUGUGUUUCUCUAAAGCUAUCUUAAAAAGGAGUAUGGGCUGAAUGUGAGCUUUUAGUCUGUUAUCUUUUUCUCAAGAGAUGGAAAGAGGAACUGCUGACUUAAGUUUAUUCCUCUGUAGAUGUGUGUGUUAGGAAUGGUUCUUGUUUUUUUUAUUUAAGCAUUUGGGUAUUGUGUGCUU